Postia placenta MAD-698-R-SB12 is the source of this 873-nucleotide messenger RNA. RefSeq lists its product as hypothetical. Bases 1 to 873 code for a protein of 290 amino acids. Lineage: Eukaryota; Fungi; Basidiomycota; Agaricomycetes; Polyporales; Adustoporiaceae. The record is from RefSeq and is a predicted model, not a curated record. The transcript has 4 exons. Gene Ontology annotation, molecular function: nucleic acid binding; zinc ion binding.
AUGGCAACAUUCACUCAAGCAGACAUCGAUCAGCGCAUCGCUGUCGCCCUCGCAGCAUACCAAUCCCAACAGUCAACUGCCAACCGACCCCUUCGCCUUGACAUCCCCGCUCCCGAACCCUUCAGCGGAAAAGCAGAGGACCUCAGACACUUCAUCCAAUGCAUCCUCUCCUACUUCAUUGCCUUCACUGUAGUGCUGAUGAGGAAGGAUCUGGGGAAAACAUGGGCGGACGCGUAUUACGAGAAGUUGGCAGGGGGAGUCCAGGUCUAUUCCACUUGGGCAAACUUCGUCGCCGCUCUAGAAGAGGUGUUCCCUGAGCACGGAACGCGAAUCAAGGCACAUCAAAUCCUGAUGAAACUGCCUGAACGACAGAAGGAUAGGAAGACAGUGCUCUCCCUCAGUAACUAUGUCACCCGCUUCGAGCAGCUAGCAUCAAAGGCUCAGCUCAAGGACGCUGAGGUCAAUGGCACCAACCGCGUCGAGAACGACUACCACACUCUCCAUGCCAAUUUCGUCAAAGGACUCCCAAAGGAGCUGCCUGGUACGACGAAGGACUAUGGUGAACCAAUGGAUAUCGAUACCGCUGCCGUCACAUCAACUUUCACCUCCACGUCGGGAGGAAGGAAGUGGGAACUAGGGGCUGUUCUCAACAAGGCCGAUCAGAAGCUCCACAGGGACGGAAACCUGUGCUUCUACUGCCACAUCAAGGGCCACAGCGCCAAGGACUGCCGCAAGAAAGCGGCUGCACGACAAGGGGGUGGGAGGCUGAACCAGGGAGGAUCUGGGAAGGAUGACUUCUGUGCCAGAAUCAAGGCACUUUCUGCUGACGAGAAGCGGGAGCUGUACGAAGAACUCAUGAUGGAGGAUUUUUGA